Messenger RNA from Harpia harpyja (harpy eagle), 670 nucleotides. It is a transcript of the gene QPRT, whose product is annotated as quinolinate phosphoribosyltransferase. Gene Ontology annotation, molecular function: nicotinate-nucleotide diphosphorylase (carboxylating) activity. Lineage: Eukaryota; Metazoa; Chordata; Aves; Accipitriformes; Accipitridae. Gene Ontology annotation, biological process: quinolinate catabolic process; NAD+ biosynthetic process. Gene Ontology annotation, cellular component: cytoplasm. The record is from RefSeq and is a predicted model, not a curated record.
AUGGGCGGGGCAGGAACCCGGUGGGCACCCAGGGCACCGGCGCCGCUCUGGCCCCUCUUCCUGGCACUCUAUGGUCCCUUUGGACGCCGGUGCCGCUCUGGCUCCAUGGCCGCCCCGCCGCCGGACCCGUGGGCCCUUCUGCCGCCCCACAAGCUCCAAGCUCUGGCCCGCGCUUGGUUGGAAGAAGACGCCGCGGCCCCGGACCCGGCGUCCUCGGCCGUGGGUCGCGCCCCACGGCGGGCCGAGCUGCUCUGCAAAUCGGAAGGGGUGCUGGCGGGCGCGCCCUUCGCCGAAGCGGCCUGGGUGGAAACGGGGUGCCGGGUGACGUGGCGGGUGCCGGAAGGUUCCCCGUUACCCGCCGGGAGGACGGUGGUGGCCGAGGUGGAAGGACCCGGCGCCGGCUUGCUAUUGGCCGAGAGGGUCGCGCUCAACUGCUUGGGGCGUUGCAGCGGGGUGGCGACGGCCGCCGCCCGGGCGGUGACGGCGGCCCGGGAAGCCGGUUGGGCGGGGACGGUGGCCGGGACCAGGAAGACGACGCCCGGGUUUCGAUUGGCCGAGAAAUACGCUUUGGCGGUGGGAGGGGCCGAGCCCCAUCGCUACGGCUUGGGGGGCGGGCUCCUGCUGCUGAAGGAUAAUCACCUGCUGGCCGCCCCGCGCCCCCCUCGAGCAG